AACGUUGGUGCUCCACUAAGAAACGGAUGGAGUGCGCAGAGAGAUAGCCAGACUUGGUAAAAAAAUAAUUAAAUAAUAAAUAAUUAAUCCGUAAUAAAGAGGAAAUUCCUGAAGCUAGAAUUGGGGUGGGAAACUGGGAAUAGAAGCCCCGGUCGGCCGUAGUGGUGAGAGUGGUCCCCACUGCCCGAUCGGGAAGUUCAUCUCGUUAAGCCCAACAAAGGUCUCCUCAAUUUCAUGAACAUGGGUUUCUAAUUACAUUUGCUCUCACUUUUUGAGUAGAGUUUUGUCUGGGAGUAGUAGGGCUUUCUCCGGCAGAAUCCCGUUUCUGUGAUUAGGAGAUUAGUUUUGAAUUUCCAGUUGAUUUGAUUCGAGGCAAGGGAAAUGAGAGAAAUGAUUCAUUGUUGGAAGGUUGUCUUCAACUUGGUGCUUUUGCUAAAUGUUUUUACAACACCAAAGGCAUUUCAUACAGAAGAUUCUUUUGAGCAGUGUGAACACACAGUCAAAAAGUGGGCAUCUUCUUCCCUUGAAUCAGAAAUCAACAAAGAAAAUCAUCUGCUGAGAGACUUGCUAUUUUUCCUUCACGUUCCCAGGACAGGAGGAAGGACUUAUUUUAGCUGUUUCCUCAAAAAGCUAUAUGCUAAUUCUUUGGAGUGUCCACGCUCCUAUGAUAAGUUGAGGUUUGAUCCCAGAAAGACAAACUGCCGAUUGUUGGUUACUCAUGAUGACUACAGCGUGAUGUCUAAACUUCCCCGUGAUAGAACUUCUGUGGUGACAAUUAUUAGGAACCCGAUUGACCGUAUCUUUAGUGCUUAUGAAUUUUCAGUGGAGGUAGCAGCCAGGUUCUUGGUGCAUCCUAACUUAACAUCUGCCACCAGAAUGUCAGGAAGGGCCCGCUCAAGUAGUAAGGGAGUAAGCACCCUAGAUAUCUGGCCAUGGAAGUAUUUGGUUCCAUGGAUAAGAGAAGACCUAUUUGCUCGAAGAGAAGCUAGAGCACGUAGAGGUGAAAAAGUUAUGUAUGGAAAUGAUCCAUAUGAUAUGGAGGAUAUAGUGAUACCAUUACACAAGUUUAUUAAUGACCCUAUAGCUCAGGAUAUCGUUCAGAAUGGGGCCACAUUUCAGGUUGCAGGACUCACAAACAACUCUUAUAUGACAGUGUCUCAUCAUGUGCGCCAUUGUGUACUCAAGUAUCAUACUCUUGGUCAGUAUGCACUCGAAGUUGCGAAGAAGAGGUUGGAUGGAAUGUUGUAUGUUGGGAUCACUGAGAACCACAAAGAGUCUGCCACCAUGUUUGCAAAUGUGGUUGGUACUCAGGUGAUUUCCCAGUUAACUCCCUCAAGGUUAGGCAAAAGCACUUCCGAAUCUACUAACAACAAUUCAGAACAAAUAAAUCUUUCCGAAGAUUCUGGCUUGGAUGCUGAGAUGACUGCAAAAAAACUCAUCAAUGCGUAUGAGGCCUGUGUGAAGAGCUUACGCUCAUCUCAGUCAGAAAGAAGAACAAAGUCACUGAUAAAAAUAUAUCCUGCAAAUUUCACAAAAGAGGCUCGCCGUCAUAUUCCUGCACAACUCAUUCAAGAGAUAAGUUCACUCAACAACCUUGAUAUGGAACUCUAUGAAUAUGCACAAGUGAUCUUUGAAAGGCAAAACAUACUCGGAGUGCAGAGAGCAGAUGUGAAAGAUGAUGAUGAUGGAAAGAUGAGCAGUCUCGAUGACGCCUCUUCGAGACUACUUCAUUUUGCAGUAUUCCCAUUUGUGUUUCUGUCUCUCUUACUUUUCAUCUUUGUAAACGCAAAACGAAAAAACUUGAAGGUUAAAGACAAGACAUAGAAAAAAGGAAACAUAUACAUAUACUAUAGAAGAAGAAUUAGUUCAGAAUACAGACAUUAUUGAAGAACCUCUGUCCUAAAACCUGCCAUGGCAAUAGUAUUAACUUGUUAAAUAUCUUGUUUUGAGAAAAUUUC
This is a messenger RNA of Cuscuta europaea, 1958 nucleotides long. The record is from the annotation of a GenBank genome assembly. Lineage: Eukaryota; Viridiplantae; Streptophyta; Magnoliopsida; Solanales; Convolvulaceae.